Racocetra persica is the source of this 151-nucleotide messenger RNA. Lineage: Eukaryota; Fungi; Glomeromycota; Glomeromycetes; Diversisporales; Gigasporaceae. The record is from the annotation of a GenBank genome assembly.
CAAUUCUUCAGAUUUGACUGAACUUAGGGCUAAGAAACUUCAACAAUUGAAAUCUAUAUCUAAGUCAGAUUCAAGUCAUAAAAUUUUUAAUGAUGAUAAUGAGCGCGAAAAAAGAGCAAAUAAAUUGUUCAAGAGUCUAUUUGGACAAUAA